This is a messenger RNA of Monoraphidium neglectum, 1026 nucleotides long. RefSeq lists its product as hypothetical. The record is from RefSeq and is a predicted model, not a curated record. Gene Ontology annotation, molecular function: lactoylglutathione lyase activity; metal ion binding. The transcript has 10 exons. Bases 1 to 1026 code for a protein of 341 amino acids. Lineage: Eukaryota; Viridiplantae; Chlorophyta; Chlorophyceae; Sphaeropleales; Selenastraceae.
AUGGCCGCUGAGGCACCCAGCCGCGCCCGCCGUGUCGCGCCCCCCCUCCGCGCGCUGGCGUCCCACGCGACGGCGCCGGCGGCGCGCGGCGGCGCCGCCGGGACCGCUGCGGCGCGUGCGCUGGACGUGGGUAAUGUGAUUGCACUGGAGCACAUCAAUAUCGAGGUGCCCGACCUCGAGGCGGCGCGCCUGUUCUACUCUGAGGGGCUCGGCUUCACAAUCGACCCUGACACGACGGGCGCGGAGCGCAGCGGCGCGCGCGGGCUAGGAGUCGUUUGGUACAACCUCAACCGGCAGCAGCUGCACAUCUGCCGCGGCCCCGAGCCCCAGCGGCUGCCGGCGGGCGGCGCGAUCGGCCUGGUGGUGCACAGCGUGGAGCGGGUAGCUGCCCAACUGGAGGUCGUGCAGUCUCUGCUGGGAGAGGUGACGGUGGCGCACCUGGGGCCGGGUGUGCUCGAGGUCAGGGACCCCUGGGGCAGCGCCUACAUCGUCAGGGAGGCGGGGGACGCCACGCCUGCGGCGCUGCAGGCUGGCGGCAUCUCCGAGGUGCUGCUGCCUUGUCACCUGGGCGCAGCCGUGGCAAUCGGACGGUUCUACGAGCGCGUCCUUGGCGCGCGCGUCGACUAUUCCGCGGGCCAGGCGUCCGUGGUGGUGGGCGCAGGCAGCGCCCUGGUCUUUAAGGAGGACGGCUCCCUGGGCCAGCGCUCAGACCAGGCGGUCGCCGCGCUGCACACUGGGUGGCACGCCGCCAUCUACGUGGCGGAUUUCAGCGGGGUGUUCAGCAGGGUGGAGGCCCUGGGGCUCAUCGACAACAACCACCCCUACAGGGAUAAGUGCUACAGCAUCGAAGACGCUCUGCGCAACAAGCAGUUCCGCUUCAAGGACGUGCUGGCGCUGAGGGAGGGUGGCAGUGACGACGAACUGGCGAAAGAGGGCCUGGCCUACGUGCUUAAUCACGAGGUCCGCAGCAUGCACCACCCGCGCUUUGUUAGGCCACUGUACAACAGGCAGCCGCCACGGCGGUGA